AUGGAGAGAAAAGAUAAGCAUGAUAAGGAAGAAUGCGGAUCUCUCAAGUCAAAGUGCAGUUCCACGAGGACCGGAGUAAGUCUAGCGGUCUCUGUAGAGCUGGAAAUGUUGGAGUUAAAAAAGAAGGCCGCCGCCAUGCAAGCAAAAUUGUCUUUCAAAGAAAAGGAAAAGAAAGUAAAGGAAAUGGAAAGAAAAGCCAAGAUGGCACAAGAAGCAUACGAAGAGAUGCAAGAUGCAUUAGUCUGCGAGAUAGAACUCGCAGAAAACGAAGCUAAGUUAGAAGUGCUGGAAGAAUUUGGAUUGGAGAAAUCAUCCCUAUUGGAAGGACUUGAUGUCAAUAAAGAAGCUGAUAUGGAUAGAUUUCUGAAGUCAUGCGAGGCAGAUGUAACGCCUCCUCCAAAUCUUGUAGCGGGGCAGUCGCCGCAGAAUUUCCAAGUACCUUCUACCCAACAGUCAGGAUGGGAGCAGAUUGCCAAAUCACUGGAAAGAUGUGUUACUCAGCUCGGCAACGUAAGUCUCCAACAAUGUGCCGCUAAUCAGGAAAUGUCGGCAUCUCUUCAGCUACCUAAGAUAGACAUUCCCAUCUUUAAUGGAGACCCCAUGACCUACCCAAUGUGGAAGCAUGCAUUCAUAAGUAUGAUAGAUAGCAAGCCAAUGGGAUCUACCACCAAGUUGAUGUACCUGAAUAAUUAUGUAACAGGAAAACCAAAGGAUGUCGUCCAGCAUUUCAUGCUGAUAGGAAGUGAAGAUGGCUAUGAAAGAGCGAUGAGUCUCAUAAGUGAGAGAUAUGGAAAUCCAAGCAUCGUUAGCACAGCCUACAUGAAUAAACUUGCCGCCUGGCCAAAGAUAGGACCGAAGGAUUCAAACGGUUUGAUGGAGCUCGCAGAUUUCCUAGGAAAAGUAAAGGCAGCAAAGCAAUCAGUAAAAUCUCUUGGAAUCUUAGAUUAUCCACAGGAGAAUGCCAAACUUCUAGAGAAAUUGCCUGUAUAUCUCGAAGGAAGAUGGAGAGAUGAGAUUGACCGUCAGAGAGAAAACAUCGACCAACAAGAAUAUCCAUCAUUCUCAAAGUUUGAAGAGUUUGUGAGAAGGGCAGCUAACAAGGCCAACAUCCCUGAACUUGCAGGCCUCAGAGAAACCUCGAGAAGUCUUGGAGCAUUGGGUCCUAAAGCAAGAACAUUCGCUACAGAUGGAAGGAGGGUAAAAUCGGAAUGGUCGAAAAAUGGAAGCUAUGCAAACUGUCCUUGGUGUAAGGAAGACCAUACCCUAGAUGAAUGUGAUGAUUUCGUCACCAAGCCUAUGUAUGACCGGAAGGCAUUUUUCUUCAAGCGGAGACUGUGCAUGGGAUGUGGGAUGACAGAUAGUCAUCGUAUCAAGGAGUGCCAAGAUCGACGAUCGUGCAAGGAAUGUGGGGGUAGCCAUCUGUCCUGUCUACACUAUGCUACAAAGAAGACUGAGCAUGCAGGGUUUGCCAACUGUACUACAGUAUGCUCAAUCCAGGAUCAAAACGGCAGAGAUCAUAGUAUGAUUGUACCAGUCUGGGUGAGACAUCAAGAAAAUCCAAGUAAAGAGUGCCGUGUGUAUGCAGUGCUUGAUGAUCAGUCAAAUGUAAGCUUCAUGUCAGAGAAACUGCGUGACAAACUCGGCGUAAAGGGAGCUUCAACAAAUCUGCAGCUGACAACAAUGCAUGGAAGUUCUAACAUCGAAAGUAAGAAAAUCAAGGGUCUGGAGAUACAAGACUAUAAUAAGGAGCAUGUAAUUCAACUACCAGUGGCCUUUGCAAGACAGGAAAUACCAGCCAGCAGGUCACAAAUACCCAAGAAGGAGGUGGUAAAUCACUGGCCUCAUCUUCGUCAAGUUGCGGAUGAAAUGAUACCCUAUGAUAGAAACAUUGAUGUGUCACUCUUGAUCGGAAAUGAUUGCCCAAGAGCUAUCCGGCCUCGACAAGUAAUCACUGGAGGGGAGGAUGAUCCCUAUGCUCAAAAAUCUCUCCUAGGUUGGGGAAUUAUUGGAAAAGUCUGCCUGACAUCUGAAAGUUCAGGUGCUGUUGUUUGCAACAAAGCUACAAGUUGUGAGAGCGAGAAGUUUGCAGUCCCGUCAACAGCGAAAGAAAUCCUCUGCCCGCAGAAAGUCAUUGCGAUUCUCGAGAAGGACUUUGCUGAUGAAAACAUGGGAGGGCAGUCUAUCUCAAUGGAGGACAAGAAGUUCCUGCGAAUCAUGGAGAAAGGAAUAAGGAAACGACCAGACGGACAUUAUGAGAUGCCCCCCCCCCCCUCAAGACGCCUAACACAUCGCUACCAUACAAUCGCAAAGUAG
Molecule: messenger RNA, 2313 nt
Organism: Lytechinus pictus (painted urchin)
Lineage: Eukaryota; Metazoa; Echinodermata; Echinoidea; Temnopleuroida; Toxopneustidae
Exons: 1
Coding region: 1-2313 (770 amino acids)
Source: RefSeq, a predicted model, not a curated record